This is a messenger RNA of Rana temporaria (common frog), 5502 nucleotides long. It is a transcript of the gene ZC3H4, whose product is annotated as zinc finger CCCH-type containing 4. Gene Ontology annotation, biological process: negative regulation of DNA-templated transcription. The coding region runs from base 602 to 4456 and encodes 1284 amino acids. Gene Ontology annotation, molecular function: metal ion binding; RNA binding. Gene Ontology annotation, cellular component: nucleus. The transcript has 14 exons. The record is from RefSeq and is a predicted model, not a curated record. Lineage: Eukaryota; Metazoa; Chordata; Amphibia; Anura; Ranidae.
AUUAUUUUCCUCCCUGAGUACGAUGGCAUUCCUGCUUGUUCAUAUAAGUAAGGGUUAACUUUGCUCUCGGCUGACUUCAGUGUUUUAAAAUGGCAGCGUAUGGGUGGGGGAGGGUUUUCUGUUCAUCAGAAAUGGGGACGUCCCAGGUUUCUUUAUGCAUGAGUGUCUGGUUUUAAUCUCUGUGAGCUGGGAUUAUUACUCCAUGCUACAAACGGAUGCCAAUGACUUUCUCCCACCCACACCUCAUUUUAAUAACCUGCUACUCUUGCAGAAGUGAAGCCUCGCCCCUGCCAGCUGACCUUUGAACCAGAGUCUAGCUUCUCCUUUCUUCUUUAAACCCUCCCUCCCCCUCCUUUAUGAGCUGCACAUUUUUUUUUUUUUUUUUUUUUUAAACAAGACCCGGAAAACAAGAACUAAAAUUAAAAAUUCUGGAACCUUCGUCAAAGUCACUACCUAAACACCUACCUCAUUUCAAGCUUAGCUACUUUUAACAAAAAAAAAACGAACAAAUUUGAAUGAUUUCUAGUAUGGUGCAAUCCCAUUCUUAUUCCCUCAUAGCAGGAAAACAGGAGCGUAAAAAUUUAUUACAGUGAAACUGAGGAUGGAGGAUGGUGAGCUGGAAGAGGGUGAACUUGAAGAUGAUGGAGGUGAAGAGGUUAGCCAUAAUGCGGCUGAGCCAGAAGUUCCCAGAGAGAAAAGUGAGAAAAGUGAAAAGAAAACCAGCGAGACAGACGAUGAAAAGUCACAUCGCAAGAUGAAGAGGAAACGUAAGAAGGAGAAGGACAAAAAGAGGGCUAAAAAGAAAAGAAGAUCUAAGCACAAGAGACAUGCAUCAUCCAGUGAAGACUAUUCUGACUAUAGUGAUGAUUCAGAUUUCAGUCCCAGUGAGAAGAGUCACCGAAAAUACAGAGAGUACAGCCCAUCAUACCCUCCGCCUCAUUCACAGUACCCUCCUCCACCACCGCCUCCUAAGAAGGGCUACCCCAAAAUGGAUAGCAAGAACUAUGGCAUGUACGAGGAUUAUGAAAACGAUCAGUAUGAAUAUGAAGGUGAUGAGGGAGAGGAGAUGGCUGCAGAAGAUUAUGAUGACUUUGCCAAGGAACUGAACCAAUACCGAAGGGCCAAAGAGGGCAGCCAUCGCGGUAGAGGAAUGCGAGGACGGGGUAAAUUAAUACGAGGACGUGGAAGAGGAAUGAUGAGGGGAAGGGGAAUUUAUAGGGGAAGAGGCAGAGGAAGAGGAUUCUCUGGUGAAGAGCAAGAGGACGAUGAGCCAUAUGAAGAAGAGAUGGAGUAUGGGGAGGAAGAAAUGAUGGGAGAUGAAGAAUAUGAUGAUUACUCAAAAGAGCUGAACCAAUAUCGCAAGUCUAAGGAAGGCAGAGGUAGAGUGUUUCAUAGGGGCCGUGGUCGAGGUCUCCGUGGCAGAGGCUUUAAACCCAUGGGUCGAGGGCGUGGCAGAGGAAAAAAUGAAGAUGAUGAAUAUUAUGAGGAAGAUGGAGAUGGGGGAACGUACCGCAAUGACUAUGAGAAGCCUUACCGUCGAGCAGACAAGAAAGGGAAAGUCAUCUGCAGAUAUUUUGUGGAGGGUCGUUGUACUUGGGGGGAGCAUUGUAAUUUCAGCCAUGACGUGGAAGUCCCAAGGCGGCGUGGACUGUGCAAAUUCUAUUUCACUGGUUAUUGUGCUCGAGGUGACAAUUGCCCAUACAUGCACGGUGAUUUCCCUUGUAAGCUAUAUCACACAACAGGCAGCUGCAUUAAUGGUGAAGAGUGCAUGUUCUCUCAUGAGCCACUAACAGAAGAAACGCAAGAGUUGCUUGAUCAGUUAUUAGCGGAGGAUGCAGAAGCUGGAGCUGAGGAUGAAAAGGAUUUAGAAGAACUGAAAAAACAAGGCAUAAACCCUUUGCCCAAACCACCCCCUGGAGUCGGGCUUCUGCCUACACCUUCAGCACCAUCAGGGCCUUCUAAUACUGCAGGUUUAUGUGAUCCAGCAUCCCCACCACCUGCUGUACCAGUAACAUCACCUGAUUCGUCAGUUCCUGUUCCUCAACUUCCUGGAGGUCCGGUUCCUAGUGGGCUAUUGCCAAGUUCAGACAUGCACGGACCUGGAAGUCCACCAGAAGAAGAAGAAGAAGAAAUGACCAUAGGUCCCGGGUUAGUGCCUGAAGGCUCUGUAAUGGGUGGAUUGAUUCAUGGUGGUCAUCCAUUGCCAGGAGGCCAUAUGUCAGGAGGUCAAAUGCAUGGAGAGCCAAUGCCCGGUAUUCCAGUUCCUGGGGGCCCAAUGCCUGGUGGCCCAAUGCACCCAAUGCUUGCUGGGCCUGGGGAGCAAUUACCACCAGAAGGACCAUUGCAUCCAUAUCAAGGAGGCCCUAUGCAUCCAUGUGAGGGAGGUCCCAUGCCUCCAAUGCACGGUGGACCUGGAGGUCCACUUUCUCCAAUGCAAGAUGGAGGACCAAUGCUUGGAAGUCCACCAGGGGGUCCUCCAAUGGAAACAAUGCAAGGCAGUCCUGGAUCUGGGCCUAUGGAUCCACAGAUGUGCCAGCGAAUACCAUCCCUUUUUGACAUUGUGGUGCGGCCCACUGCUCAUUUGGCUCAUAAAUUGGGUGUCAGGCCACCUGGUGCACCAGGAGGUCCCCCAGGGUUUCCUGGACCUAUGGGCCCUCAAGGCCCAAUGCACCAUGAUCUGGAUAUGGAGGAAGGUCCACCUAUGAUGCCCUAUGGCCCUGAAGAUGGACCUGAUAUGAUGGGUGAUGGUCCACCAGGCCCAGACUUCUAUGGUGAAUAUUAUCCUGACCCAAAUAUGGAGAUGGCACCUGAUAUGAUGGGAGAUGAAGGUGCCUAUAACAACUAUGGAGGCAUGCCAGAAGACGAUCCUCACCAUUAUCAUGAGCACUCUACUGAAGAGGACCCCGAGAAUAUGGAUACACAGUCCUCUUUUAACAAAGGGAACAUCCCAGAUUUCUUACCCUCUGCACAGCGUGCUCUGUACCUGCGUAUUCAGCAGAAGCAGCAAGACGAUGAAGAGCGAGCACGGAGGAUGGCUGGAGGAACCCAGCAGGACAGAGAUAAUGAAGGUGAUUCUGGCAACUGGUACUCCAGUGAUGAAGAGGAAGGAGGAAGCAGCGUGACUUCAAUACUCAAGACUUUACGACAGCAGUCAUCUAACCGCCCUGCUCCACAGGUCCCUGCCAGAGACACCAGUACAGGGGGACAGGUUGACCCACGUCUGCAAAAAAAUUCAGCUGCCCCAUCCAGCCGCCCUACUGAUCCCCGUCUCUCUCGUGAUCCACGACUUUCCCGAACCACAGACAACCCUUCUUCAUCUGACAAAGGGCAAAGCGACCCUAGACUAGCCAGACAUGCAGGCCAGUCUUCAAAACAAGACUCCCCAGUAAAUAAAAUUGCUGGAGAUGAAGAAGAAGGGGAAAGGGUCCUACGGGAUAAGCCUGUCAACAUCCCCCUUGAUCCUCCCCCUGGACAUACAUUAAGAGACCCAAGAAAUCAGCUGCAGCAGUUCAGCCACAUCAAAAAGGAUGUCAAUUUGAACAAACCAAACUUUGCCAGGACUGUUUUAUGGAGUCCUGAAGACCUUAUCCCACUGCCCAUUCCUAAACAGGACUUCAUCCCAAUGCCUCCUGCACUACAGUCUAUGCAAGGCCUUGAUUCCAGACCUAACCGUCCAUCCACCUCAGUAUCGCAGGACCCACGUCAGCGGGCAGCUGCUUCUGAUGCAACAACAUCAAAUUCUAGCCUGCCUGAUUUUGAACUGCUAUCUAGGAUUCUGAAGACUGUCAAUGCUGCCUCUAGCACUUCAUCAGCACCAGCUGAAAAACCCUCUGAUCCUCGAACACGGAAGCCUCCUGCUGACCCACGUCUUCAAAAAUCCACAGAACCUGUGCUUACUGUACGGCCACCAGAACCCACACAGCCCCUUCCCAUAAUACCACCUGUUGAGAGCCCAACAACCAUUGCACCCUAUGACCCCCGUUUGCUGACUGUAGGGGGACUGAGCAAACCAAGCGGUCAAAGUAACGUUCUCAGCAACAUUAGUUUGUAUGAUCCUCGGACAGGGAACAAGACUUCAGCUGAGGUCACUUCUAACGAGACAACCUCUAAGGGUUCAGACAGCAAAACUGCCAGUAAAGCAAAAGAGCCCCUUUUUGUGCGCAAGUCUGCCCUGGACCAACCAGAAGCAGACAAACCUAAUUCAGAUACUGCCACUGACCGCUACAACAGUUACAACCGGCCCCGUGCUAAAACUGCAGCUAUUUCAGAUAGCAGCCAGGCCGCUGUUCACAACUUGCCAGUGCCAUCUGUCUAUGGUGUGGUCAAGCAAACCAAAACUGGCAGUGGAAGCCCCUUUGCUGGAAACAGCCCAACACAGGAGUCUGAACAGGACGCUGGCUCCCUUAAGGAUGUUUUUAAAGGAUUUGACCCCACAGCAUCUCCAUUCUGCCAGUGAUACCCAUAUACAGUGUUCAUAAUAACAUGCCUAUAUAUAUAUAUCUUUAUUUUUUUUUUAAGCAACUGAUACCAUCCUUGGUUAUGUCAAUUCUUCAUGUAUAUAAACCGAAGAAAAAAAUGUAACAGCUCCACAAUCUGUUUUUAAUGAAUAAUCAUCUUGCGUAGUGAUUUAUGCUGUCUAUUUGUAUGUUAUUUUAAAAUUUUCUUUAUAAACAUACAUCCCGCUGUAUGUGUUAGAAGAUAUAUAUAUAUCUCUAUAGAUAUAUAUCCAUAUAUUUAUGGUGUAGUUUUAAGGGCAGCAAAGUUGUGGUGGAUCUGUCAUGAAGUAAAAUUCCCAGUAGAGGAACGUUAAAUGAAAGAUUUUACUCUCCAACUCCCAAGCAGCCUACUAAUUUUGAGGCAGUGAAGACAAAUGGACUCGUCCUCACUGCUUAUGUUGUCACUGCCCUGGUAACGUGCAACUCAGGAGGUAAAAGUUACAGCUUCAAUAUGAGGCUUCUCACACCUGUGAUUUGCUGUGUGAUGGAUUCCCGUUAAAGAUGGAUUCCUAAUAUGAUGAAAUUCUUUGUAUUUAGUGCACAUGUCCGUACAGAGCACACAGGCAGGCUUGUUCAACGAGGUAGUGAAAAGUGCAGUAACUCAUAUCUUCCAAUCAAAUUUCAGCUUAUUGUAGUCCAGUCAUGCUGUGGUUUGCUACAUUAUCGCUUGCACUGUCGCACUGAGUAAGCUCAGUGGUGUGAAGAGGCAGCUAGUUCCUUCAUUACUGUACAGAGAGUCGGUUGGAUCCUUGUGUCAAACUCUAAAUUGAUUUGUGUGUCUGAUUUCCCAAGAGCCUUGGAUGGGCCUGGACAGACACACUUCAUUGUACAUAUAUAUAUAUUUAUAUAUAAAUAUGAUUUUAUACCACAUUUAUGUAUGUGCUAUAUUAUGCAAAGAGCAGCAAGUUCACAAAACCAAAAGGAAGUAUAAGUAUUUAUAGCUGAAAUCUCAAAGUUUGCCACUUGAGUAUUGUAAAAAGUUUAUUUAAAGCAAAUCCUUAUUCCC